Molecule: messenger RNA, 951 nt
Organism: Condylura cristata (star-nosed mole)
Lineage: Eukaryota; Metazoa; Chordata; Mammalia; Eulipotyphla; Talpidae
Product: olfactory receptor 6C2-like
Exons: 1
Coding region: 1-951 (316 amino acids)
Biological process (GO): G protein-coupled receptor signaling pathway
Cellular component (GO): membrane
Molecular function (GO): G protein-coupled receptor activity; olfactory receptor activity
Source: RefSeq, a predicted model, not a curated record
AUGAGAAACCACACAGCAAUAACCACCUUCAUCCUCCUGGGACUGACAGAUGACCCACAGCUGCAGAUUCUGAUUUUCAUACUUUUAUUAAUCGCCUACCUGUUGAGCAUCAUUGGAAACGUGACCAUCAUCAUCCUUGUGUUUGUGGAUAACCACCUUAACACAGCCAUGUACUAUUUUCUCCAAAAUUUUUCCUUCUUAGAAAUUUCAUUCACUUCUGCCUGCAUUCCUAAAUUCUUGUACAGUCUAUCAACGGGAGAUAGGACCAUUACCUAUAGUGAUUGUCUAAGUCAAUUAUAUUUUGCAUAUGUGUUUGUAGUAACAGAAUUUUUUCUCCUGACCACGAUGUCCUAUGACCGGUACGUGGCCAUCUGCAAACCCCUGCACUAUGUGACCAUCAUGAACCGCAGGGUCUGCCAAAGGCUUGUCAUAGGUUGUUGGAUGGUGACUCUGUUGUUGAUAGUCCCACUGUUUAUUUUGAUCCUGGGCCUCAAAUUCUGCAAUGCUAAUACCAUUGACCACUUUGUCUGUGAUGCGAAUCCACUGAUAAAGAUCGCAUGCUCAGAUACUUGGCUUGUAGAGCAGAUGGUUGUUGUCUGCUCAGUGCUGAUCUUCAUCCUGACUCUAGUGUGUGUGGUUUUGUCCUACGUUUAUAUCGUCAGAACAAUCCUGAGGUUCCCAUCAGCCCAGCAAAGGACGAAGGCGUUUUCUACCUGCUCUUCCCACAUGAUUGUGCUUUCUAUCUCCUACGGCAGCUGCAUCUUUGUCUACAUCAAACCCUCAGCAAAAGAUGACAUGACCAUGAAUAAGGGGAUCACACUGUUAAAUACUUCCAUCUCCCCCAUGUUGAACCCAUUUAUUUAUACUCUGAGGAACAAACAAGUGAUACAAGCCUUUAAUGACUUAGUCAAAAAAUUGCACUCCUCUCAAGGAAUUAGGGUAAUGACAUAG